Rhineura floridana is the source of this 6781-nucleotide messenger RNA. RefSeq names its product WD repeat domain 11 (gene WDR11). The record is from RefSeq and is a predicted model, not a curated record. Bases 42 to 3704 code for a protein of 1220 amino acids. Gene Ontology annotation, molecular function: protein binding. Gene Ontology annotation, cellular component: cytoplasm. Lineage: Eukaryota; Metazoa; Chordata; Lepidosauria; Squamata; Rhineuridae. The transcript is spliced from 30 exons.
GCCUCCGACUGCAACUAGGCCCCACUCACCAGUUACGCGCCAUGCAACCCUACAUGGUCAACAUUAAACUGUCAGCUCGAACUCUCACUGGGGCGCUCAACUCUCAGAACCGAGGGGCAGCAGAUUGGGGCUGGCAAGGAUUGAUUGCAUAUGGAUGCCAUUCUCUUGUUCUGAUUAUUGAUUCCAAGACUGCUCAGACCCUACAGGUUUUAGAAAGACACAAAGCUAAUGUAGUAAAGGUUAAAUGGGCUAAAGAAAACUACCAUCACAAUAUUGGAUCACCUUAUUCUUUGCGGUUGGCUUCUGCUGAUGCCACUGGAAAGAUAAUUGUUUGGGAUGUGGCUACAGGAACUGCUCGCUGUGAAAUCCAAGAGCACACAAAACCUAUUCAGGACAUGCAGUGGCUAUGGAGUCAGGAUGCCUCUCGAGACCUUCUACUUGCAGUUCAUCCACCAAAUUACAUUGUGCUAUGGAAUGCAGAUACUGGCACCAAACUCUGGAAGAAAAGUUAUGCAGAAAACAUACUUUCUUUUUCAUUUGACCCCUUUGAUCCUUCAAAUUUAACAUUGCUUACAAGUGAGGGGAUAGUGUUCAUUUCGGACUUCUCUCCUUCCAAGGCUCCUAUCAGUUCAGGGAAAAAGGUUUACAUUUCCAGCCCUCGUUCUAGUCCUGUUCAUAACAAGCUGGUAUCUGCUGCAGGGGCUAAGAAGGCCCUGGACAAAGUAAAAAUUCUCAUCACUAAUGAAAAACCAAGUGCUGAAUCAGUAACACUGAACGACUGCCUUCAGCUAUCCUACCUGCCUUCCAAACGAAACUACAUGUUGUUACUCUACCCAAGAGAAAUCUUGAUUCUUGACCUUGAAGUAAACCAGACAGUAGGUGUGAUAGCAAUUGAAAGAACAGGAGUGCCUUUCCUCCAGGUAAUCCCAUGUUUUCAGCGUGAUGGGUUGUUCUGCCUACACGAAAAUGGCUGUAUAACUUUGAGAGUUCGCAGAUCUCUUAGUUGUAUAAAUGAUACGUUAAAUGAAGAUCCAGACCCUGACCCCAUUCAGGAGCUGGUCUAUGACUUACGAAGUCAAUGUGAUGCCAUCAGGGUUACCAAGACUGUUCGCCCAUUCACUAUGGUGUGCUGUCCUGUGAAUGAAAAUUCUGCAGCUCUCAUAGUCAGUGAUGGUAGAGUAAUGAUAUGGGAGCUGAAGUCCAGCAUUUCAAGCCAGAGUCUACGUGCUGGCAAUUCAAGUGCACCUUUGUACUCACCUGGCUCAUUCUGUGGAAUUCCUGUUGGAGCAUCUCAGAAUAAACUUCCAGACCUGUCACUAGAUAAUAUGAUAGGGCAAGGCACACUUUCUACUGAAGAGCAACUAAAAAGUUACUGUUUACAGGAAGUGCAUUUAAAGUUCCUGCUAACAGGGCUUUUUUCAGGUCUACCUUUGCCUCCAUUUGCUAUCCGCAUGUGUCCACCUCUUACCACAAAAAACAUAAAACAGUAUCAGCCUCUCCUUGCCAUUGGAACAAGCAAUGGCUCAGUCCUGGUGUAUAACCUUACCAGUGGGCUUCUACAUAAAGAGUUAAGCAUUCAUUCCUGUGAAGUCAAGGGCGUUGAGUGGACAAGCUUGAGUGGCUUCCUUUCCUUUGCUACAUCAACUCCUAAUAAUCUGGGGCAGGUGAGAAAUGAGCUGCAGUUGGUUGAUCUUCCCACAGGUAGAAGCAUUGCAUUUCGUGGAGAACGAGGCGGUGAUGAACCAGCCAUUGAAAUGAUAAAGGUGUCUCACUUAAAGCAAUAUUUGGCAGUGGUAUUUAAAGACAAGCCUUUGGAAUUAUGGGAUAUCAGGACAUGUAGUCUUCUCAGAGAAAUGUCAAAGAACUUCCCCACAAUUACUGCUUUGGAAUGGUCACCUUCUCAUAACUUGAAGAGUUUAAGAAAGAAGCAGCUUGCAGCCCGUGAAGCUAUGGCCCGGCAAACAGUAGUAUCAGAUACAGAACAGAGCAGUCUGGAAUCUUCGGUGAUCAGUUUGUUGCAGGAAGCUGAGAGUAAAUCAGAGCUGAGCCAAAACAUUUCUGCUCGGGAGCACUUUGUAUUUACAGAUACUGAUGGACAAGUUUAUCACUUGACAGUAGAAGGGAAUUCUGUGAAAGACAGUGCAAGAAUUCCUCCCGAUGGAAGCAUGGGCAGUAUAACAUGUAUCGCAUGGAAAGGAGAUAUCUUGGUUCUGGGUGAUGUUGAUGGAAAUUUGAACUUCUGGGACUUAAAGGCCAGAGUAUCCAGAGGCAUCCCCACACACCGAGGCUGGGUGAAGAAGAUACGCUUUGCCCCUGGAAAAGGAAACCAAAAGUUAAUAGCAAUGUAUAAUGAUGGGGCUGAAGUUUGGGAUACAAAGGAGGUACAGAUGGUGAGCAGUUUAAGAAGUGGAAGAAAUGUCAACUUCCGAGUACUUGAUGUUGACUGGUGUACCUCAGAUAAAGUGAUCUUGGCAUCAGAUGAUGGAUGCAUCAGAGUGCUAGAAAUGACAAUGAAAUCAGCUUGUUUUAGAAUGGACGAGCAAGAAUUAUCAGAACCUGUGUGGUGCCCAUAUCUUCUUGUUCCAAGAGCUUCCUUAGCUUUAAAAACAUUCUUGCUACACCAACCUUGGAAUAAUAAAUAUUCUCUUGAUAUUUCACAGAUAAAUUAUCCAGAGAGUGAAAAUGUUAAAAAUCUGCUGCAAGAACAGUUGCACUCAUUGUCUAAUGAUAUCAAGAAACUUUUGCUUGAUCCAGAGUUCAGCCUCUUGCAGCGAUGCCUAUUGGUGUCAAGACUGUAUGGGGAUGAAUCUGAGCUGCAUUUCUGGACUGUUGCAGCCCAUUAUUUAUAUACAUUUUCCCAGGAAAAAACAUUAACUGUAAAAGCAGAAGACGCACUCAAUUCUCAAGAAAAAUGGAUCAAUCCACUAGAUAUAUGUUAUGAUACACUGUGUGAAAACUCAUAUUUCCAGAAAUUCCAGCUUGAAAGGGUCAAUCUCCAAGAAGUUAAAAGAUCAAAUUAUGAUCACACCAGGAAAUGCACUGACCAGCUGCUGCAUUUGGGCCAGACUGAUCGAGCUGUGCAGUUGCUUUUGGAGACAAGUGCUGAGAACCCCUAUUACUAUUGUGAUUCGCUGAAGGCAUGUCUUGUCACAACAGUCACUUCCUCAGGUCCUUCCCAAAGUACCAUUAAAUUGGUAGCAACCAACAUGAUUGCAAAUGGAAAGCUAGCAGAGGGUGUCCAGUUACUGUGUUUAAUAGAUAAAGCUGCUGAUGCCUGUCGUUACCUGCAAACUUAUGGUGAAUGGAAUCGAGCAGCAUGGCUUGCAAAAGUUCGUCUGGAUGCAGAGGAAUGUGCUGAUGUUCUGAAGCGUUGGGUUGAUCAGCUUUGUUCUCCACAAAUCAAUCAAAAAUCCAAGGCCAUCCUUGUUCUCCUUUCCCUGGGUUGCUUCAUGAGAGUUGCAGAGAUGUUACACAGCAUGAGGUAUUUUGAUAGGGCAGCCCUCUUUGUCGAAGCCUGCCUCAACUAUGGAACAAUUGAAGUCAACGAAGAUGCAAAAAAACUAAUUCAUGCAGUAUUUGCAGAUUAUGCCAGAAGCCUGAAGACUCUGGGGUUUAAGCAGGCUGCUACUUUAUUUGCCUCAAAAGCAGGAUCAGCUGGCAAAGAUUUAUUGAAUGAACUUGAACAGCUGAAAGAAGAGGAGUGACAGCUCUUAACCACUAAAAAUUGAGAUUUCCCAUCAGAUGGAGUCAUCAGUGAAGUAACUUUUUUAAAAGACAAUGAAGGGGGAUUUCUUUUUGGUGAAAAAUACAGUUAUGGUCACAGUAGAAAUUGGAAAUGCUGAAUGUCAUGUGUGGACAGAGUUUUCUUUCAAUUUGUGGAGAUAACAACUAUAUUUCUCUUCAACAAAAGUUUCUUUAGAUAUAUGUGAAAACCAUAGGGCCAGGGCCAGUCCAAUAUUUGCUGCACCUAAGCAGCUGUACAAUAUCAUCUGAGAUGUGCAACAGGAGCUCUUGUAACGAUACUGGGACCAAAUUCUCAGAUUGCACAAAGCCACAUAUGAUGAAAGGACUGCUCUGGCAUCCUCUGUGACUCUGAAAGGGGUCCCAUUUUGUGGAUUGUACUCUGUUUAACUGGUACUCCUGCAUAUGUUGCUGCUCCAAGCAAUCACAAAGAGUGCAUGCUCAACUGAUUAUAAAUUGGUAUUUCAUCUCAAAUUGAGCAUGGUUGAAAAGGAAGAACUUUCUGCUAAAAAGCUAAGCAAUUUGCAUGUAAAUCAAAACUGUUUUACAGCUUAUUGUCCAAGUUUUGGAUGCUGAUCACCAUUCCAAGGAUGUUCACAAAGGAGCUAUGCAAUUCCUGAGCUUGCCUGACCAUUCUUCCUCACAUAGAGAACAUUUUUUAAAAAGGAAUCCUGUCCAAGCUUUUCCUCAGUUGGUAUGUCUUCUUUCUUCUCACUGGCCCACGUGAUUACUAAAGAUCCUGCUGUAGACUUGCUUACAGGCACUGAGCUGAGGAUGUGUAUAGAGAAUAUAUAAUGGGCUCCUAAAUUUUAGCACAGUCAGAUUAGGAAGCGAAGCAUAAUCAGAAAAGCUCAUAAAUUACCAAAGUCUCUUACUCAAGGAGUUCCUUGAACCCUUCAGAGCCAGCUUUGAAGACUUUGGUAUACUUCUUGUGUCAAGGAGAUGAAAUUUCAAGGGGGCUUUUCAAUCAGAACAGUAAAAACACAAGAACCUUGCUAGAUCGGACCAAAGACCCAUCUAGCCCAGCAUCCUGUUCAGUGGCCAGCCAGGUGCCCGUAGAAAGCCUACAAGCAGGGUGUGAGGGCAAUAGCCUUCCCCUGCUGCUGGUUCCCAGCAGCUAGUAUUCGGAGGCACACUGCCUCUGAUUCUGGAGGUAUUAUAUUGUCAUCAUGACUACUAGUUGCUAUAGCCUUAUCCUCAAUUCAGUCUGAUCCCUUUUUAAAGAUGUUAACGUUGGUGGCUUUAAUGAAUCUGCAUAGAAAACUAAAAAAUAUUGCCUCUGCUCUCUCAUUCAUUUCACUGAGUUCUCUUGGCUGCUUGAAAUGAAACUGAGGUUACGCUUCUGUCAGUUGUUUAAUAGGGUUUUCUGUUUAGAACUGGGAUGGGGAGCCUUUUCUGGGGUAGACAAAACCACUUGGGGAUGGGGCUUGGCCUGGGGAAAGUUCCAAGGGCUGGAUAAAGAGGCUUGCAGGGCUGCAUUUGGCCUGUGGAUUGUAGGUUCUGCUUACUUGUUUGAGAAGGAAAAGGGUGGUUCUAUAUUUGUUCUUUUGUAUAUUAGGCAGAAGGUGUGUUUAAUCACACACUUCAGAAAUACAGCCUGAUUUCUUUUGUGUGGAGACUGAGAGGCCACAUUCACACCACAUAUUUAUUCCACUUUAAAAAGUCAUGGCUUUCCCCAAAGAAUCCCAAGAAGUGCCGUUUGUGAAAGGUGUUGAGAGUUUUUGGGAGACUCCUAUUCUCCUCACAGUCAAUCCCUUUCCCAGACAACUCUGACCAUUGUAGCUUUAUCAGGGUCUUCUGACAACUCUGAACACCCUUCAGAAAUCUCACUUUCUUUGGGGGAAGCCAUGAAUGUUUAAAGUGGAAUAAAUGUGUUGGGUGGAUGUGGCCAGAAUUAGAAAAAAAGAUUUAGGCAGUUUAGAUUGCCAUCCCAUUCAGUAUACAAUACAGCUCUAUUAAGAAAAUGUCUAUUUUUGACACUUUAUGCUACAUUUCCCACAAAAAAGUCACCAUGGGUUUUCAUAAUCAGUGUGUUGUAUAUCUGUGGUUGAGUUCCAGAAUUGAGUUGGGUUCCACAGAGGUAUCUAUGGGUUCUAUUUUUGAAGCGUACGUCCUCAAUGUAAGAGAACACAUAAAAGCUCCCAAUUUUUAUUGAUGCUCUAAUACAAUAUAAUGUGUAUGUUGUACAUAAAGUGUACUGCUGCAGUACAGUACUAAGUGACAGAUUCUCAGAGGAGGAAAGGACUCGUGUACCUUGGGGACCGCUUCUCUGUUCAUCAUUCCUGAUAGUAGGGUGGGGUAAGCCAUUCAACUAGAGCAAGCAUCCAAGGGCUGGGGAAGGAGAGUCAGAAAUGAACAAACACAUUGAAGACUUUAUCAAAUGAACGUCAGCCCUAAACUUUGGCAAGAAGAAUUCUCAUCUAUGUUGAGCUUAUACUAAUGUAAUACUAAUGUUGAGUACAAGAAAACAGGGCACACAUGCAUUUGGUUUUUGGUUAUAUAAACUCACCUGUAUUGUUUUGUCUAGUGUGUUUAUAUAAGGCUGUUGUUAGGACCUAUUUGCAUUCCGUGUUUAUAUAAUUUCCUCCGUGAUACACACUUAGAAACAAGUUCUGCAUCCUCAAACUCCGCUAUGUUUAGUAGUUUAAACUGAUCAGUUAGUAGCACAAAUAUGAUGUGCUACUUGGAACACAGCAACUGCAAAUUGAUGCAUUGCCUCUAAGAGCUAGUGCCACUCUGGAGCAGCAAGGGGGGGGGAAUGAAAUAUUUUACAUAGGAAGAACAACAAAGCGUUCGCGUUCAAGUUCUCAUGAGUGUAAUGUGUGUGUAGUUGGAUAUUCAAAUACUUUUCUGGAAACGAUAUCAUCUGUUCCUGGUGAAAUGUAAUAUGCACUGGACUGUGAAUUUAACUACCUUUUGAAACUGUCUUAUCUGGUUCCUUUUCAUACAGAUUGGUUUGUAGCAUCAGCACAGUAGAAGAUCUUUUGAUGCUGCCCCUUUCAUCAGGUUAUGAGUUCAAAAGUGUUGGGACUUAAGUCUG